UUGAUGUUCGCCUCCUCCUAAUCAGAUCGCGGUCCUCAAAUCUUGCGUGUCCUUUCAACGAGCAGCAUCAACGUUAAUUGAGAAGAAUCUGUUGAUAAGGCCGACAGCGGCUUACGUGGUUUUAGCAGCACCUAACCCCCGGGGACCUCGAUGCAGCGACUAGCGCUCCUUUUGCUCUGUGCCCUGUCGGGCUUAACGAUUCAUCCGAUUUACGCUGGACCGGAAGAGAACGAAGGCGUCAAGUAUGCGGACCGUUGUGAGGCGUGCAAAGUGCUGGCCACCGAGUUGCAGGCCCGUCUUUCAGAAACCGGCCGUUCUCGCGACGUGAUAGAACUCGGGUAUUCGCUGGAUGAUGUGAAGCCAAAAAAGCGCACCGAGUACCGGCGCAGCGAACUGCGGUUGGUGGAUACGCUCGAGAACGUUUGCGAGCGCAUCCUCGAGUACAACAUCCAUAAGGAGCGCAAGGACAGUACACGGUUCGCGAAAGGCAUGUCGCAAACGUUCCAAACGCUGCAUGGUCUGGUAGACAAGGGCGUAAAGGUCGAUCUGGGCAUCCCGUACGAGCUGUGGGACAAACCGUCGGCUGAGAUAACGCAGAUGAAGACGCAGUGCGAAUCGCUGAUCGAGGGGUACGAGUAUGUGAUCGAGAAGUGGUACUUUGAGAAGCAGGACGAGAAACCGCUGAUUGAGUACCUGUGCGUGGACAAUGUGCUGAAGAACAAAAAUACCCAGUGUCUCAAUGAGACGUUGGAGGAUAGCGAGAAGAAGAAGGAUAAGGAGCAGGAACAGGAGAAGAAAGCGGAGAAAAAGAAAUCAAAGAAGAAGAAGCAGAAGAAGCAGGACAAAGAAGAGCUGUGAAUCCCAAUCUUGAAUAGAACCAUGACCACGUGGUGUGUAAUGAGCCUCAGCAACCGACGAACAAAAGCGAACAAGAAAGGUGUUUUGUUUGGUCGCAUUUUUGGCUGGAAAAUUCAUCUUCCAGCGGCCAAAAAACAAGUGAAAAACCGAUCUACCCCAGUGCCAGGCGUGCGAGAAGUGGAAAAGUUGGCCGUGCCGACGUUUUCAACUGGAAAACUAGAUCGAAAAAGUGCACAGUGUCAAGAAGGAACUGGUGGUGGAAGAGAAGAGGUCAAGAGACGAGGAGCUGCUCCCACUCCUCCUUCCCGUCUUCGUCUUGGGCCCAUGGAGUAUCGGAGAGAAAAUUCUUGCGGGUGAUUCGGUGUUUGACAAAGGCCAAAAAGUGAAACAAAUUGAACAGGAGGAGGACGCGUGUUGUUUGCGCAGAUUGUGUCGAUUUUUAUUUUUUGGUGGGGAGGUGGUGGUGUAUGCAGAUCGAUUGUGCCGUGAAAAAUCGGGAAAUUCCGUGCCGGAAGGAAUAAUCCGUGGUCGAAUAAUCCGAGAGAAUCCGUGCUCCCGAAAAUCGUGCCGCGGGGCCGAGGGGAAGAAACGCGGAGUAUGGAAUUGUGCGUGUCGUAAUGGAUGCGACGAGCGGUGGUGGGUGUUGGAUAAUUAACGCUAGAAGAACACAACAACACGGCGUUGGCGACGGCGGCUGCGGCCACUCGACAGCGCCACCGAAAUCAACCACGGCCACGACAACGGCGACGACGCUGGUAUACGGCGACGGCGACGGUGACGGCGGAUUGCUGCAACCACGGAGACGACGACGGCGGCGGUGCAACAGCAGCGGCACUUCUUGUGGUCGCGGUGCUGCGCGUACGGAAGGAAAAGCAAAAUUCAUCUCCACCUCCUCCUCCUUCUGCUGUGCGACCGCUCUGCUGGUCCUGUGAGCGAGAUAAAGGAAGCCAAGAACCAAUAACUAGCGCGCGCAUGCUAGAAAGAGAGCAACGGAAGGAAGAGGUACGUGCGGUGGUGGUG
This is a messenger RNA of Anopheles darlingi, 1878 nucleotides long. Its product is annotated as protein canopy homolog 4-like. NCBI's taxonomy places the organism in Eukaryota, Metazoa, Arthropoda, Insecta, Diptera, Culicidae. The record is from RefSeq and is a predicted model, not a curated record. Gene Ontology annotation, cellular component: endomembrane system. Gene Ontology annotation, molecular function: signaling receptor binding.